UUUCGCAUAAAAGUCGUGGGCGUCGUGGAGUUGGACAUACUUGCCUUCGAUCCAGCAAUCCGAGCGGAGUUAUCCACCUACACACCAAAAAUUAAGAUGCGCGUCCUUAUUGCUCUGUGCCUUGUGGCUGCCGUUAGUGCCAGGAGUGGCUAUAACUACCAGCCUGCAGCUUCUGCCCCAGCUGUCGCAUCCUUUGCUCCUUCCGGACCCAGUUACUCCCCUUCCGUGGCUGCUAGCCAGGAUGCCCCAGCCGAGACUUAUGCGCCUGCUCCUGCCCCCGAAGCUGCUCCCUCCGCUGUUGCCACCAACUAUGCGGCACCCCAGGCUGAGCUCCAAAAGGAGUUCUUCACCUACACCGCUGAUGAGCAGGACUUCCUUGAACCAGCUGGCUCUCAGCAGGUCUCCGGCUCCUUGAACAAGGCCCUCCGUGUGAUCUUCAUCAAGGGACCCGAGAACACUGGCUUGGAGAACGCUGCUGUGGCUCUGGCCAAGCAGGCUGGACAGCAGGAGACCGCCAUCUAUGUCCUGAAUAAGCAGGCUGAUAUCGGCGAUCUGAGCAACAAACUGAACUCCAUCCGCAACAACAACAACAACAAGCCCGAGGUGCACUUCGUGAAGUACCGCACCAACCAGGAUGCCCUCAACGCCCAGCAGGCCAUCCAGUCGCAGUACGAUCAGCUGGGAGGAUCCUCCACCAUUCAGAACGGAGGCGUGGCUCCCGUCCUGAACUUCGCAUCUCAGCCAGCUGCCCAGCAGGUGGCCGCUCCCUCGGCUCCUGGUAGCUCCUACCUGCCCGCUUCGGUCCUCCGUUUCCGCCAGUAAGCAGUGAACUGACCUCAGACUGACCCAUGACCCAUCAACGAUUCCUACGCACUCGCUGCGACCCACUUUGCCUAGUUUGUAAAUCUCUCGAAUUUCGAUAUGUGUCCCCAAUAAAAUAUUGUUAAUAUAAAAAA
Messenger RNA from Drosophila simulans, 956 nucleotides. RefSeq lists its product as uncharacterized. The record is from RefSeq and is a predicted model, not a curated record. The coding region runs from base 97 to 822 and encodes 241 amino acids. NCBI's taxonomy places the organism in Eukaryota, Metazoa, Arthropoda, Insecta, Diptera, Drosophilidae. The transcript has 2 exons.